AUGGCUCCUAUACUCAACGAAGAGGAGUCCGCUCUGGAUCCUUAUGCGGUACUUGAUCUGGCUACUGAAGCGACGGAGAAAGAUGUACGAAGAGCGUAUAAGAAAUUAUCACUCAAGUAUCAUCCUGACAAAAACUCUACCCCAGAAGCAGCCAUAAUGUUUCGACAGAUCUCCGUCUCACUCGAAAUACUUGUGGACAAUGCCAAACGGGCUUUUUUGGAUCAAAGAUUGAUAGCGGAGAAGGCUAAGAAAGCAAAAUAUGCAGAGAUGGAUAAGAAGAGAAAGGCUAUGGUUGAUGCUUUGAACGAUAGAGAAGAAGAAGCUAAACGUGCUAAAGUUGCUCAAGCUGAACGGAGACGUGCACAAGCGGCAGAGGAAGAAAUAAAAGAAGCUGGUAAAAGGAUGUUGGAAGAAGCUCAACGACGAGCAUUUGAACUUCAAAGAGUUCGACAUCCUCCUCCUUCCACUAAAUCUCCAGAUCCGUUUCCUUCAUCUUCCACCUCUUCUUCCCACCAGUCCCAUUCCAAACGACCACUUUCAACCAACGAUCCACAAUCGAGUAAACCCCCAAUCACAGCACUCGAUCUAACUUUGACUCUCCAAUUACCCCCUUCGUACACACACGACCUUCAACAAGACCUCACAACAAGAUACGGACCCAUAGCUGCUGUUCACGUCAGACAAGGAGAGACGAAACCAGGGAAGAAACCAAAGGGUCCAAAAGCCAUUGUGGAAUUUGCUGCUGGUAAUCUUGGUGGUUGUUGGGCUUGUUGGAAGGAUCAUUCGGAUGAUUCCGCCAACUCUGUAUUUUCCAAUAUACUCGUAGGAGAUCUACCAAGGAAUCUGAAUGGAAUGGAAGAUGAAGAUAUCAGAAGAGGUGGUAUGACAGAAGAGAAAGGUUUGGAAGGAGUACGUGCUAAAUGGGCAUUAGGAAGGAUACCCGAUUGGGUAGAAUGGGCACAAACAACUUCAACACUAAAACGUAACCCACAAGAAAACCAGCAAUUAGAUAGCGAUGGAGUUGACGAAAAUACACACGAUGCGGUCCGAACUGAUAGCGAUAAAGAACGGAGGGCGGAGAUGGUAGAAGGAGAGAGGAAGAAUGGACGCUCCGGUGGUGCAAAUGAAACAUACACAGUUCCGUCUUUUGACACCGCCCCCGAUUUGAGCGGAACGACAAUGGAAGCUCUGUUGGCUAAACAUAAAGUUGAUAAAGCGGCAAAAGCGAAAAUGGCAGAGACGGAAAGUAUGGCUUUGUUCCGUAUGAGACAAAUGGAGAGACAGAAGUUGGAAGAACAAAUUCGGCUGGAAGAGGGUGAAGUUUGA
Molecule: messenger RNA, 1326 nt
Organism: Tremella mesenterica DSM 1558
Lineage: Eukaryota; Fungi; Basidiomycota; Tremellomycetes; Tremellales; Tremellaceae
Exons: 3
Coding region: 1-1326 (441 amino acids)
Biological process (GO): spliceosomal complex disassembly
Cellular component (GO): spliceosomal complex
Source: RefSeq, a predicted model, not a curated record